Epithele typhae is the source of this 2394-nucleotide messenger RNA. RefSeq lists its product as uncharacterized. The transcript has 2 exons. The coding region runs from base 1 to 2394 and encodes 797 amino acids. The record is from RefSeq and is a predicted model, not a curated record. Lineage: Eukaryota; Fungi; Basidiomycota; Agaricomycetes; Polyporales; Epitheliaceae.
AUGGCUCACAGGUCCUCCGCCUCCGUAUCUACGACCAGCCUCGCUCCGCCAGGCUCUGGCCCGCCCUUGUCCCAGCGACGAAUGUCCCUUCCGCCCCCGCCCGCUCCCCUCGACUUGCCGGAGCCCGUGUCCAACCACAGGCGGCCCCCCUCUCCACUCAGAAACGGGUUUGCCAUUGAUCCGCGCACCGGCGAGCUCACCAACUCCUCUGAAGACUCGCAAAGCCGUGAGCACUGGGGACAGCGCCCCAUAUCGCCUUCGCCAUCGGUCGGCCAACUCGCCACCAAUCUCGCCCAGCACGUCGGAUCGUUCAUUAACAGCAUGGGCGCCGCGCGAUCCCCCGGCCUCCCGACCGACCAGGAGCUCGAGGCCGAAGCCGAACGCGAACGCGAACGCAGCCGCCGCGAGGCCGAGCGCAUCCUCGCCAGGGAGGCUGAGGAGCGAAUGACCGUUGAACAGCGUGUUAUGGCCAUGCUCGCGAACGCCCCCGACGAUCUCCGCCCCCCUCCAUCUCGGUCACAAACAAUGCCUGGCACUCCCCCUUCGCCCUCGCAAUCCCAGAAAGACGCCAGCUGGUGGUCCCUCGCGAAGCAGAAGCUCACCCCGACCAAAGACUCUUUGACGCCUGCCCAGCAGAUCAUUCAGGACACCAAGCAGCGCGACAAGGAGGUCGAGAAGGAGAAGAAGAAGGCCGAGAAGGCAGACAAACGCCAGAGGAGCAAAGAGUGGCCUUCUACCCCCGAGCGCAGACUUGACGACCCCGCAUUCAUCAAGCUCGGUCUCGCCGCAUCGCCCGGCCGUGCGAUGCCUGCGUCACCAACGCCAAACCCGCGCGGUAUGAGCAACCCUCCGAGUCUUGCAGCGUCCCCGAUGCGCUUUCCAGAGUCGGACACAGAAGGUGGUGUGUCUCCGUCUCGCGCUCCUCCACCACUAUAUGCGCAGUUCAACCCGCAAGGCGCGCUCGAUGUUCCCAGCACACUCCUCACCAUCGCAAAACGGUUCGAGAAGCUCGAGAAGUGGACCGUCAGCCACGUGCGUGCUCUCGAGGAGCGCAUGGACGAUGUCGAACGAUGGCUAGUUGAGAAGGAGCGCGACAAGGAGGACGGCCACGGUGCCAACGGAGACGCAGGCGGUGCUCUCGGCGAGAUAAGAGAGGAGAUGGCGGAACUGCAAGGCAGGAUCGGCGAGCUGGGUCGCGAAAUGGCGAAGAUGGUUAUCUCACCGGGCAACCUGUCCUCCGGUCCUGGCCGGAACACAACCCUUGCCCGUGCCCCUUCCACGAGCUCCUCCAUUGCGGUCCAGUCUAUCUCCAAGGUGGUUAGUCCCCCUCGCGCCACUCCUCCCCGCACGACCGAUGCCACAAGCCCGGUCACUACCCCUAUUCCCUCGAACCGCAACAACGGCUCGCGAACGCGCCUACCAUACCCUACCGGCGACUACGCCUCCCCUCCCGACUCUAACUUCCUCAACGGGCCUUUCUCGCCGACGAACUCGCCUCCAGCUUCCCUUAGCCAGGCUUCGAAAGGGCGACAGCUCUCCAUCUCCGGCCUGCCCUCGCAUGAGAACGAUGCCUUCUCCGUAGGUCUUAGCACCUCCCCAACACCUUCCGGACUGCCAUCGAGCGCGAGCGAGAGCAGCGGCCUGAGCAGGAGCAAGCCUCCCAGCGCGGCCACCUCUCCCUCCGGCCUCCCCGCUCCCCACCCCCCAGCCUGGCGCCCCUCCAGCGCGUCCCCGACCCCGCGCAAGCGCUACACCGUCGCGCUCGGCACGCAGAUCAUGCCCCGCGAGUCCAGCCGCGACGCCGCGCAGCCCGCCCCGCGACCGUCGACCCCCGCCUCGCACCACUCGCGCGAGGUCAGCGCGGUCGGCACCGCGUACUUCUCCACCUCGCCCGUCUCGGCGCACUCCGCGCUGCAGAGCGACUACGAGCCCGAGCCGGACGCGGACGACGACGAGUCCGAGGACGACGUCGGGGAGGAGACGAUCGGCCGCUCCGUCGGCCGCCAGGUCUCCAGCCACUCGCACCGGAUGUCCGUGUCCGGCGCGCUCGCCCUCCCCGCGCCGUCGGCGUCGUCCCCGCCGGCGUCGCCGCCGCAGCCGACGCGCCGGCAGCGGCCGCAGUCGAUGUACGCGCCGAUGGCGAGCCAGGCGCUCGUCGCGCCGACGUCGACGAUCACCCCGCUGAACGUGCGCCUCCGGUCGCGGUCGACGGACCGGCUCGGGGAGCAGGCGGGGGCGGCGCCGCCGGCGACGCCGUCGUCGGGCAAGUUCGUCGACCCGCUCCUCGUGCGGCGGCAGCAGACGCGGCAGGGCACCGUCGUCGCGCCGAAGGCGGUCCCGGGGAAGAAGGUGCCGGUCGGGCAGCUGGUCGCGUUCUUCGACCAGGAUAAGUAA